CCUGCUUCGGCCCCUCUCCGCGCCCCGCAGCCUCGGUCAGGGCCCCAAGGAGAGCUUUGUCCCACUAGCCAGGCAGGGCAGGCCAGGACACUCUGCCCGCCCCAGGGCCUCACUCUGGCCCGCCUGGGGAGCUGUCUGCCCAGAGCCCCAGGAUGGCCGGCCUCCCUCCCUGCCUCCGUGGCCUCUGGGGCCCGACCUGGGGAAGCAACACUGGACGGGUAGGCGCCCCGGAGCAGUCAGGAUUUGGAUGGACAUCCCUCACAGAAGCCACUGCGUUCACUCGAGACAUGUACUGAACCCCCAUUUUGUGCCCAGCCAGCUUCUUAGCAUCAAGGAGACCGCGGGAAAACCUUGAGGUCGUGCGGUCUCGGGACCUGGGGAAUGCUCUAGAGAAGGCUCAAGCGGAGAAAGGAGAAGGGACCGGCCUGCGGGCAGCCGCGACGCGGUGCGGCUCAACGGCGACGUGGUCACGGCGCCCGCCUUCGGCCGCCUGCUGGACUUCAUGUACGAGGGCCGCCUGGACCUGCGCAGCCUGCCGGUGGAGGACGUCCUGGCCGCCGCCGGCUACCUGCACAUGCACGACGUCGUCGAGGUCUGCAGGGGCAGGCUCAGGGACGGGGGCCGCGCGCUGCACCGGGGGGCCCCCGCCGCCCCGGCCGAGCCGCCAGGCCAGCCCCCGCGCCCCCAGCCCCCGCGGGCCCCGGAGCUCUGCCCGGCCGCGCAGAAGGCCAGGCCGCCCCGGGCUGGGGUCGGCGCCCUCCCUGCGCCAGCGCCCGGGCGCCCGCCCUGGCCGGCCCCCGGGGACUCAGACCGGGCCCUGGACCUGUCACUGAAGCCGAGCCCCGGGCGGGAGCCAGUCCCUCCACCCUGUGUCCUUCAGACCCCCCCCUGCAGCCAGAUGCGACACUGCGUGCAGCGACUAGUGAGGGACUCGCGGGACUCGCUGUCGGAACCGGAGGACGGCAGCGGCCCUCGCAGCCCCCCCAGCCCCCCGCAGCCCCGCUGUGCUCCUGCGGCCAAGCGCCGGGCAGUGGGCGUGGAGCCGCUGCGGGGGGGCGGGGCGGGCGGCGGGGAGCGGGAGCUGGAUGCGGAGCGGGGGGCCGGCGGGCACCUCUGCGUCUGCCCGCUGUGCAGCAAGCUGUUCCCCAGCGCCCACGUGCUGCAGCUGCACCUCGGUGCCCACUUCCGCGAGCCGGACGGCGCCCGGGCGCGCCUGUCGCCCGACGGCCCAGUGCCCACCUGCCCGCUGUGCGGGAAGACCUUCUCCUGCACGUACACGCUCAAGAGGCACGAGCGCACGCACUCGGGCGAGAAGCCCUACACGUGCGCGCAGUGCGGUAAGAGCUUCCAGUACUCGCACAACCUGAGCCGCCACGCCGUGGUGCACACGCGCGAGAAGCCGCACGCCUGCCGCUGGUGCGAGCGCCGCUUCACGCAGUCCGGGGACCUCUACCGCCACGUCCGAAAAUUCCACUGCGGCCUGGUCAAGUCCCUGCUGCUCCAGGGGGUGUCCCAAGGGCCCUGUCCCAAGGGCUCCCGCCCAGCCUCCUUGGCCCGAGGACGUUCUGCAGUCCUCUCAGCGGGGGCUUUCCUGACCCUCACUGACUCACGCGGGCAUACCCUGGUGAGCCUGGCCCCAGGCUUGGUAGAGAAUGAACACACCACAGAAGUUGUCAGCGUGUCCCGAAAACGGCACUUGGAUGGAACAGGCCCCUCCUGGUGGGUGGCCUCAGGAGCCUCCGCGGGAGGCCCUGGGCCCAGGGCGUGCAGGCGGGGGACUCAGGGCACAGCUGGUGUGGCGGGGCUGCAGAAGCAGAACCAGCCAGACGCUGAAGGGCUCUUGAGUUCCAGGUGCUGGGGUGGGAGGUGGGUCCUCCAGAGCUUCUGAUCCUGACCACACUGUAACUCGGUCGGAGAGAGGGAGUCACAAUUUGGAUAUGAUUCUCUUUAGAUGCAGAGAGCCUCCCCGAGGUUGCCGGCUAUCUGCCUGCAGGCGAGGGCCGUGCUGCUUCCCUGCCUGGGCCCGGGGUCCAGGGCGCGUCUGAGCAUCCCCUGGGUGGGGCCCGGAGGGGCCUUGAGUAUCGCCAGCUGCUACCGGGCUGCUGUGGGGCUCACCCUGAGGUCACCGGUUUGCCUGCUCAGGGUCUCCCCGGAGUGCCGGUCGUUUACGGAGCACUGAGCUGGGGGCCAGAAGCUGCUCUCUCUACUAGGGGCGAUGUUUGCAGGCUUUCCCUUCCCUCCAGUGGGGCCUAGGUGGAAGCUGCCAUCGAACAGGGAGGGGACAAGCACCUGCUGGGCUGGGGGCAUAGCCCCCCACUGUCACCCACAGCUCCUGGACCCCGAAAGACCUCUGCAUUUGCAGUUGGUGGGGGUCACCCAGCAAAUCUUGCUGCCAGAAUCUCCGUGAUGAUGGCAAGGGGCGAGGGCAGGCGGGGGCUUGCCCCUGCUUCUGGGGGUCCUGCACGUGGCAGAGCCCCCUGGACUCCUGAUGUCCACUGACUGGAGGCAUUAGGACAGAGUCCAGCCAAGCUUAAGUUAUUUUCUCGUCUCCUGGCAACACUUGAUGUCGUAUUUAUUUGUCUGCCCGGUCUGGAGUGAAACGACCGGUGGCCUUCACAGCAGGCGGGCAGAAGGGGCCGUCUCCCUGCACACCCUCGGCUCUCCGGCUGUGCGGGCAGCCCACCGUGCGGUGCAGGGCCUCUCCUGGUGCUUGGGACUCCGAGGCCCUGGCCUGGAUGCAGACCACACAGCACACCGGGCAAGGGGCCCCCUGCUUGUGAUCAUCCUGGCUCUGGGCCCCGCACCUCUGGAAGGGUUACCUCACGCUCCGUGUCACCUCCUCCAUGAUCAGGUUUCCGUGUGUGUGUGUGUGUGCGUGCACGCGCAUGUGCGUGUGUCUAGUAAAUGGCGAGGCCGAGCCAUACCCACAGCGCCGCCGGCGGCCCUGGUUUUCCCCAGGGGUUCCAUGGGGGAAGGAACUUACUUUCCUGUCCUGACUUAUCGACACUGGAUUCAUUGUCUUCUGCAAACAGUUACUGUGAAGUUAAUGUAAAGACAAGUGGUUAGUUUUUAAUGUGAUAACCAACACAGUUCAGACGAAAUCUCUAUAUAUUUAACACACAAUUGUGUGGGAAUGUGUAGUAAAGGGGCGUGUGGAUGCCGUCCCAGGGGAGCCUGCUGUGUUGGGUCCUCCUGGGCCCGUCCCGCCGCCUCCCCGCGGCCUCAUCUGCUCUGCCCCGGGGGUGGGCUGCGCCCAGUGACCCAGAGGACGGUGGUUUGUGCUUAGCGUCUGGCGGGAGGUUUUGUUUGCCAUGACAGUCGGAAGCCAGAGCUGUCCUCCUGUGUGCCCAUCAUCGUCUUCAUGCUCACAGUGCUAAUAAAGUCUGCCCCAGGUGGAGAUGGCCGGGGUUAUUCCUGGGGA
Messenger RNA from Mirounga angustirostris (Northern elephant seal), 3421 nucleotides. RefSeq names its product zinc finger and BTB domain containing 42 (gene ZBTB42). The record is from RefSeq and is a predicted model, not a curated record. Bases 503 to 1888 code for a protein of 461 amino acids. Lineage: Eukaryota; Metazoa; Chordata; Mammalia; Carnivora; Phocidae. Gene Ontology annotation, cellular component: nucleus. Gene Ontology annotation, biological process: regulation of transcription by RNA polymerase II. Gene Ontology annotation, molecular function: DNA-binding transcription factor activity, RNA polymerase II-specific; protein binding. The transcript is spliced from 3 exons.